Molecule: messenger RNA, 2238 nt
Organism: Penicillium malachiteum
Lineage: Eukaryota; Fungi; Ascomycota; Eurotiomycetes; Eurotiales; Aspergillaceae
Product: putative NADH-ubiquinone oxidoreductase, subunit G
Exons: 5
Coding region: 1-2238 (745 amino acids)
Biological process (GO): ATP synthesis coupled electron transport
Cellular component (GO): membrane
Molecular function (GO): iron-sulfur cluster binding; NADH dehydrogenase (ubiquinone) activity
Source: RefSeq, a predicted model, not a curated record
AUGCGGCCGCAGCUCUUCCGUGCGGCCGCCCGGUCUCUCCGGGUGCCCCGAGCCCGUCCUUUCGCGACAACAGCCCGUCGCGCAGCCGAGGUGGAACUCACCAUUGACGGCAAGAAGGUCUCAGUCGAAGCUGGCUCGGCUCUUAUCCAAGCAUGCGAGAAAGCAGGUGCUACAGUCCCAAGGUAUUUCGACUCUCAAUGGCAUCCCUCUUUUGGUCCUCUUACUAAUAAAGUCAUAGAUACUGUUAUCAUGAGUCGUAUGUGUCUCGUUGAAGUUGAGCGUGCCCCCAAGCCAGUUGCAUCAUGUGCCUGGCCCGUCCAGCCUGGCAUGGUUGUGAAAACAAAUUCGCCGUUGGUACACAAGGCCCGAGAGGGUGUUAUGGAGUUCCUUCUUGCCAACCACCCUCUGGAUUGCCCCGUCUGUGACCAAGGAGGUGAAUGUGAUCUUCAAGAUCAAUCCAUGCGUUACGGUGCCGAUCGUGGUCGUUUCCACGAGGUUACUGGUAAGCGUGCGGUGGAGGACAAGAACAUCGGUCCAUUGGUCAAGACUUCCAUGAACCGUUGUAUUCAAUGUACUCGUUGCGUUCGAUUCAUGAACGACGUUGCAGGUGCUCCUGAACUCGGAACCAGUGGCCGUGGAAACGACAUGCAGAUUGGAACAUACCUUGAGCAAAGCCUUAACUCGGAAUUGUCCGGUAACAUCAUCGAUCUCUGCCCCGUUGGUGCCUUGACAUCUAAGCCCUACGCUUUCCGUGCCCGACCAUGGGAGCUGAAGCACACCGAGUCCAUCGACGUUCUGGACGCCUUGGGUUCUAACAUUCGUAUCGAUUCUCGGGGUAUGGAGGUUAUGCGAAUUAUCCCACGACUCAACGAUGAUAUCAACGAGGAAUGGAUUAAUGAUAAAUCUCGUUUCGCCUGUGAUGGAUUGAAGACUCAGCGACUCACCACACCUCUGAUUCGCCGCGAUGGUAAAUUUGUUCCCGCUACCUGGGAGCAGGCCUUGGUGGAGAUUUCCGAAGCCAAGGAGAAGCUCCAGCUUCAAACUAAUGAGUUCAAGGCCGUUGCUGGACACCUCGUGGAUACUGAGACACUUGUUGCUAUGAAGGAUAUGGCUAACAAGUUGGGCUCCGACAACCUCGCCCUCGACCAGCCCGGUGGCAGUGCCCCUAUCGCCCACGGUGUCGAUGUUCGCGCGAACUACCUGUUCAACUCGAAGAUUUACGGUAUUGAGGAAGCCGACGCUAUCCUUCUGGUCGCCACCAACCCUCGCCACGAGGCUUCAGUUCUUAACGCUCGCAUUCGCAAGCAGUACCUGCGUUCGGAUCUGGAAAUCGGCCUUGUCGGUGAAGAGUUCGAAAGCACCUUCGACUAUGAUACCCUGGGUGCUGAUGUGUCCUCCCUGAAGGCUGCUUUGUCUGGCGAGUUCGGAAAGAAGCUGGGCUCUGCCAAGCGACCCAUGAUUAUUGUUGGUAGCGCGGCUGCUGAGCAUCCCGAUGCCAAGGCUAUCUUCGAGGCUGUCGGCAGCUUCGUUGAGAAGCAUGCUAGCACCUUCAACACUGCCGAAUGGCAAGGUUACAACGUCCUGCAGCGUGCUGCGUCCCGCGCUGGUGCCUACGAGAUUGGCUUCACUGCUCCCUCCACCGAGGUCGCCCAGACUACUCCCAAGAUGGUCUGGCUGCUGGGUGCCGAUGAGCUCGCCCAGAGUGAAAUCCCCAAGGAUGCGUUUGUCGUUUACCAGGGACACCACGGUGAUCGUGGUGCCCAGCUGGCAGAUGUUGUUCUGCCUGGUGCCGCUUACACCGAAAAGUCCGUUACCUAUGUUAACACUGAGGGUCGUGUGCAAGUUACUCGCGCGGCCACAUCACUGCCCGGAGCUGCCCGUGAUGACUGGAAGAUUAUCCGUGCUUCCAGUGAAUUCCUGGGUGUUCCCCUUCCCUACGACGACAUCGAGGCCCUCCGUGACCGCAUGGAGGAGAUCAGCCCCGUGAUGCGCCGCUAUGAUGUUCUUGAGCCUACCUCCGUCAGCGCCUUGAGCAAGGUGCAAUUGGCCGACCAGAACAAGGGUUCCGCCACCACCGGCUCUCCUUUCAAGAAGGUUAUUGAGGACUUUUUCUUCACUGACUCUAUCUCCCGAAGCUCACCGACAAUGGCUCGCUGCUCGGCCGCCAAGGCCACUGGCAACCCUGAGACCAACUUCAUGGCUGCAGGUGAAAUGUCUCCUCAGGCCCUUUACGGCUAA